CGCUAUAAAUAAUUGUUGCUCAUAUGUAUAUCGAUAGUUGAAAGCAAGUGCAUAUGCUCAUCUUUAUUGGCACACGUGCUGUAAACAACAAAAGUGAAAUGCAUUAAAAACAGCCUGUUUUGUAUAAAUAUUUAACUUUAGAUAAAAGUAACCGUUAUACUACUCAUGUACGCCACAAACUAAGCAACAUGGAUUCCAAGUACUUGAUAGGCAGCAAUGGAAAUGCAAGAGGCCUGGCUGCCGUAUUUCCCGUAAAACGCAAGUUGGAGCCCAUGAAAGAACAAAACGUUAUUAAGAAACCCAACAACUAUAGUCCGCCAAAGCAGCCAACUCAAGUAUACAAAAAUGUGCUGGCAAAUCGCAAGACAAGCAUUGAGCAAGAACGAAAAGCGCUGCCAGUAUAUCACUGUCGACAGCGCAUACUCAAAGAGCUGGAGGCUCACGAUACACUGUUGAUCAUGGGCGAAACAGGCAGCGGGAAGACGACACAAAUACCACAGUUUCUGAUGCAGGCUGGCUAUGCUAACCAAGGCAUCAUUGGCAUAACCCAGCCACGUCGUGUAGCAGCUAUAACCAUAGCCAAACGUGUGGCACAGGAAAUGGCUUGCAAUGUGGGCGAAGCUGUUGGCUACACAGUGCGUUUUGAGGAUAGCACAACGGAGCGUACUCGAAUACGUUAUCUCACUGAUGGCAUUUUGCUGCGUGAGGCUAUUGGCGAUCAUUUGUUGCGAAAAUAUUCGGCUAUAAUGCUGGAUGAGGCGCACGAGCGCACUGUCAAUGCAGAUGUGCUGUUUGGCAUAGUAAAGGAGGCGCAGCAGGAGCGCCGCAAGCAGAAGCUAUCCAAGCUAAAGCUAAUAAUUACCUCAGCGACCAUGGAUAUUGAUCAUUUUGGGCAAUACUUUAAUGUCAAAGGCAUGUAUUUGGAGGGACGCACACAUCCUGUGCGAAUAAUGCAUGCCAAGCAAACUCAGGAUGAUUACAUACAUGCUGCUCUAGUUACACUCUUCGAUAUACAUCGAAAUGAGCCCAUUAACCAUGAUGUGCUUAUUUUUCUCACCGGGCAGGAGGAGAUUGAGGCCUUGGCGCAACAAAUACGUCAGUUGGCCAGAAUUAACAACUCUGGUCCCUCGGAUGUGCGUGUAUUUACGCUCUAUGCCCAACUGUCUCAAGGCAAGCAGCUGGAAUGCUUUAUGCCCGUUCCCGCAAACACGCGCAAAAUUGUGCUAGCCACCAAUAUAGCAGAGACAUCUAUAACCAUACCAGGCAUACGCUGUGUCAUUGACUGUGGCUUUGUCAAACAAAAAUCCUUUAAUGCCAGCUCUGGCUUGGAUUUGCUCAAAACGGUGCGCAUCUCCCAAGCUCAAGCUUGGCAGCGUAGCGGACGCGCUGGUCGCGAUGCGCCAGGCAAAUGCUAUCGCACCUACACCAAACAAGCUAUGACUGCAUUUCCCAGCGCUACGCAGCCUGAGAUUCUACGCGCUAAUCUAACCUCCACGGUGCUGCAGCUGCUAGCCCUGGGCAUUGAUUGCUAUAGCUUUGAUUUCAUAGAUGCACCAGAGCAGCAGGGCGUGGUGAGUGCCUAUAAAACCUUGGAGAAGCUGGGCGGCAUCAAGUCUGUGACUGUGCCCUGCAUAACGACCACAGGUCGCUGGUUGGCUCAAUUUCCGCUUGAUCCGCGUUAUGCUAAACUCUUACUUUCCGCGCCCAGCUUUGGCUGCAUGGAUGAAAUGCUUAGUCUGGUGGCUGCAAUGAAUAGCGAUAAUGUCUUCAUUGGCCAUGCGGAUAAAUCUGAGCUAGCCUCUCUUGCGCAUGCAAAAUUUCAAUCAAAGCAUGGCGACCACUUAACGCUACUUAAGGUCUUUGCUACUUUUCAAAAGAUCGAAAAGACUAAAAUCUGGUGCCACGACAAUUUUCUCAACAUACGAAAUUUAACUUAUGCACGUAAUGUACGCAAUCAGCUACAAGAGAUUGCCACACGUCUUAAUCUGGCUGUAAAUAGCUGUGGCGAUAAUUUGGAUGCUGUAAAAAAAUGCCUUAUAUCGGGACUCUUUGAAAACAUCGCCAUGCUGCAGAAGGAGGGACACUACUUAACACUUAGCGGUCGCCAAAAGGCCAGAAUUCAUCCGUCCAGUGUGCUCCAUGGAAAAUACAAGCCGCCAUGCAUUCUGUUUACUGAGCUGGUCCAAACGGAGCAAAACUACUUGCGACAAGUGACUGAAAUAAGCAUAGAAUGGAUUGAGGAAGUUGUCCCCUCCAUAAAAAUUACACAUAAAUAAAGCUAACUACGUUUUUUUUUGUCGUA
Drosophila busckii is the source of this 2302-nucleotide messenger RNA. It is a transcript of the gene ath, whose product is annotated as ATP-dependent RNA helicase DHX33. The transcript is spliced from 2 exons. The record is from RefSeq and is a predicted model, not a curated record. Gene Ontology annotation, biological process: positive regulation of transcription by RNA polymerase I. NCBI's taxonomy places the organism in Eukaryota, Metazoa, Arthropoda, Insecta, Diptera, Drosophilidae. Bases 189 to 2276 code for a protein of 695 amino acids. Gene Ontology annotation, molecular function: ATP binding; RNA binding. Gene Ontology annotation, cellular component: intracellular anatomical structure; nucleolus.